AUGGUAAAAGUGGAUGUUGAGUAUUGCGGAAAAUGUAAUUUCGAAUUUCAAUGCAAGAUGUUGCAGAACUUCUUGCUACAACAAAAGCCGGAUACGGAAAUGGUUUGCCAUAAAGGACGUCAGGGUUCGUUCGAGGUGAAAAUUAAUGACGAACUGGUACAUUCAAAAUUACAAUCGUUAGCCUUUCCCGAUCACCAAAGUGUCCUAGAAAAUAUUAAUCGUGCUGAACAGGGCCAGCCAAUGGUCAAGACAAAAGAACAGCCCAUAGAAAAUUGCACAAUAAUGUAA
Messenger RNA from Musca vetustissima, 288 nucleotides. Its product is annotated as migration and invasion enhancer 1. Lineage: Eukaryota; Metazoa; Arthropoda; Insecta; Diptera; Muscidae. The coding region runs from base 1 to 288 and encodes 95 amino acids. Gene Ontology annotation, biological process: positive regulation of filopodium assembly; negative regulation of apoptotic process. The transcript has 2 exons. The record is from RefSeq and is a predicted model, not a curated record.